Molecule: messenger RNA, 762 nt
Organism: Zophobas morio
Lineage: Eukaryota; Metazoa; Arthropoda; Insecta; Coleoptera; Tenebrionidae
Source: RefSeq, a predicted model, not a curated record
AUGACCGUAGAACAAGCUGUGUGUUGUGCUGUUAAGAUAUUAAUGAAAGGUCCUCUAGUGAGCUUACUAGCUCAUAAUCAAUUUCAAACAGGUAAAAAAAAUUGCGGACUCAUUGCACCUCUAACACCAUCUACUGCGGUCAACGAAGAAGAGUUGAAAGAGUUGGAGGUAAGAAAGAAAUUAAUAGUCGUUGCAGAUCGAAAUCAGUAUCCUAAUGAAUUCUCAAUAAAAAGGUAUCUCAGAGCUUUCAAUCGGGCUACUCGCAAAACCACCAGAUGUAGGACGGAAUAUAACGUCAAUGGAUUAACCCGAGAUCAUCCGGACGUCAAAAAACGUUACGAACAGAGCAAAGCUCGAGUGUUGAGACAAAGAUAUGGUUGGCUGACUAGUUAUCUAUAUACAGGCUAAUAUUAACGAUGAAACAUAGAUGAAUUAACAAGUUUUAUCGUUUAUUGUUUUGAAGAAGACAUAUUUUGAAGAGUCUUAGAUAAUCUCUUUAUAGUAUUCGAUUUAAAAGAUUUCGGUUUAAGUUGUAUGGACUAUCAGAUAGAAAAUCUUAUCUAUUUUUUAUCAAGACAUUAUCCUGAAAGAUUGGGAGUUCGCCUCAUAUUAAAUGCCCCUCAACUUUUUUACACUACUGAACCCGUUAUCAAGGGAUGAUUAGACGAAAACACUUCACACAAAGUUCUUUACUUUAAUUCAGAGGAAAAAUUGUGUAAAUUUCUUAUACCUGUUAUCUUACCGAGCUGUAAAAGUGACUAA